Malassezia vespertilionis is the source of this 1509-nucleotide messenger RNA. RefSeq lists its product as uncharacterized. The record is from RefSeq and is a predicted model, not a curated record. The coding region runs from base 1 to 1509 and encodes 502 amino acids. Gene Ontology annotation, biological process: fatty acid metabolic process. Gene Ontology annotation, molecular function: fatty-acyl-CoA binding. NCBI's taxonomy places the organism in Eukaryota, Fungi, Basidiomycota, Malasseziomycetes, Malasseziales, Malasseziaceae. The transcript has 3 exons.
AUGAGCAGUGCAAGAGUGAUUGACGCGCUCUUUGAGCGCACGGUCGAUAUUGUGCAGUCGCUGCCUCCGACAGGUGCGAUCCAAACUUCCUACGAGGAGAAAUUGGCGCUGUAUGGCUUGUACAAGCAAGCGACCGAGGGCGACGUGACGACCAAGCGGCCGGGCAUGUUUGAUAUGCUGGGACGCGCAAAAUGGGACGCAUGGGAGAACCAGCACGGGUAUACGGAGCAGGAUGCAAAGCAAUUAUAUGUCGAGAACCUCUUGAAAAUUCUGCGCCGCUUUGGCGACCGGCCGCAGGCCAUCUCGCUCAUGGCCGAGCUGGAAGCGUACAGCGGGGACAUUGCCGAGCAGGUCAUGGACGGUACACUUGCAGAGACCGCCUCUUUGCACUCUUCCAGCGUCGAUCGCAGUACGCGCAUGGAAGAUGAGGUGCAGUCGUCGAUUGCAGACGAGCUCGACCCGCUUCCUGCACAGCGCACGCCACACCCACAACAAGUGAGCUCGGAAAACACGGCGAGCGGCUCGCACAGCCACGAAACGGUUACUGUCAGCGAUAUGCCGCGCGCAUUUCCGCAGCAAGCGCCGCGCCGCGUGCCGAGACGAGCACAGAACGUAGAAAAGACGCCGCCUGCGCCGCCCGCGCCGCACCGCCAUCGCAGUGCACGGUAUGGCGCGCGGUACAUGCCUCCGACCUCGUCUGUGCACUCGGCCGCACAAGGGAGCGACCGCGGCUCGCGCUCGUUUGCGUCUGCGCAGCCCUCCUUGUACCGCGAGCAGAGCGUCGCGGGAACGAGCAUUUCGCGCUCCGUGCGCAGCGGCCCGAUGGGUCGGUAUGCAGGGAGUGUAGGCAGGUCGAGCGCAGGGCAUGCGCCGCCGCCUGCAGUGCCGCGUGUCCCGAUCAGGGGACCAGGUGGAGAACAGCCAGAGCUUGACCAGACGCUGCGCGCGAUCCAAUCGUCGCUUGUGACGCUCACGGCACGCCUUGAAAAGGCCGAAGACAAGAUGCAAGCUAAGCCAGAACAUAAAGACGCGACGGUGAUUGCCUGGCGCGGCACGAUGCGGGCAGCUACGCAUACCCUUUACGACCUCGGCACCCUCCUUGGGAUUGUUGGGCCACGCCCGCAGGAGCUUGCGCAUGCACCGAGCUACGAUGCAUGGCGUGCACAAGGAGACGGCGCGCCGAAUCCCAACCGGGAUCGGCCACACUCGCUUGCGCGGCUGCUGCUGCGCGCGCCGUUCACGUUUUCCACGGCGGUCGUCAGUCUUUUGUUUCGCCUUAUGCUCGAUAUGACGAGUUUGGUGCUUUUGGCAACAGCGCUCAUGGCGCUGGUGCGCCGCGUGUCUGGGCGUGGCGACCCGUUAAUUUUGCUGCGUCUUCUUGGGCAGGCCAGCGCGCGGCUCCAGUUUUUCCAGGUCGCUGCAAACCGGCGUGUGGCGCUGCGUGCGCUGCUUGCGAGUGCCGUGGUCGGCGGCGCUGUGCUCGAGACAAGGGGCCAGAUGCAUCGAUAG